This is a messenger RNA of Nannospalax galili (Upper Galilee mountains blind mole rat), 2728 nucleotides long. It is a transcript of the gene Pitpnb, whose product is annotated as phosphatidylinositol transfer protein beta. Bases 97 to 912 code for a protein of 271 amino acids. NCBI's taxonomy places the organism in Eukaryota, Metazoa, Chordata, Mammalia, Rodentia, Spalacidae. Gene Ontology annotation, biological process: phospholipid transport. The record is from RefSeq and is a predicted model, not a curated record. The transcript has 12 exons. Gene Ontology annotation, molecular function: phosphatidylcholine binding; phosphatidylcholine intramembrane carrier activity; phosphatidylinositol transfer activity. Gene Ontology annotation, cellular component: cytoplasm.
AGUCACUCGGCCGACAUGGAGGCGGGGCUGCGCAUGCGCGUUGAGAAGCGGUAGCGGUGGCUGCGGCGGCGGCAGCUGUGAGGGGGUUCCGGGAAGAUGGUGCUGAUUAAGGAAUUCCGAGUGGUUUUGCCAUGUUCUGUUCAGGAGUACCAGGUUGGACAGCUUUACUCUGUGGCAGAGGCCAGCAAGAAUGAAACUGGUGGUGGUGAAGGCAUUGAAGUCUUGAAGAAUGAACCUUAUGAGAAGGAUGGAGAAAGGGGACAGUACACACACAAGAUUUAUCACCUGAAGAGCAAAGUUCCUGCGUUUGUGAGGAUGAUUGCUCCUGAGGGCUCCUUGGUGUUUCAUGAGAAAGCCUGGAAUGCUUACCCCUACUGCAGAACAAUUGUAACGAAUGAAUAUAUGAAAGAUGAUUUCUUCAUUAAAAUCGAAACAUGGCACAAACCUGACCUGGGAACAUUAGAGAAUGUUCAUGGUUUAGAUCCAAACACAUGGAAAACUGUUGAAAUUGUCCACAUAGAUAUUGCAGAUCGGAGUCAAGUUGAGCCAGCAGACUACAAAGCUGAUGAAGACCCAGCGUUAUUCCAGUCAGUCAAGACCAAGAGAGGCCCUUUGGGACCCAACUGGAAGAAAGAGCUGGCAAACACUCCUGACUGUCCUAAGAUGUGUGCCUAUAAGCUGGUGACCAUCAAGUUCAAGUGGUGGGGGUUACAAAGCAAAGUGGAGAACUUCAUUCAGAAGCAAGAAAAACGGAUAUUUACAAACUUACACCGCCAGCUCUUUUGUUGGAUUGACAAGUGGAUUGACCUGACGAUGGAGGACAUUAGGAGAAUGGAAGAUGAGACUCAGAAAGAACUUGAAACAAUGCGUAAGAAGGGUUCCGUCCGAGGCACGUCGGCUGCUGAUGCCUAGAUGAGUCCCCUGUAGGUCAGAGACAUUAUCAAACUGUCUACGGAGCCAAGGUCAAGUGAGGGGAACAAGUGCAGCUAGUGACGAGUGAAGAAGCGACCAGCGUCUCGCAGUGUUGACGUUUCCGACGUGUGCCUGUGGUGAUGCACACACACGCACAGGUUCCCAGCUGUGUAUGUGUGUGUGUCUGUAGCUAUAUGUAGAACGCAUGUAGAGCUGCAGGUCCAGGUACACACAUGCGUAUGUAUAUAUGUACAUACAAACAUACUGAGGGAUUAUGACAAUCUCUCCCAAGUACUGUACUUAUCUUCAGCAAGAAUGAAAAGAAACUAUUUUCAGUAUAUAUACCUGGAGCAGAGUCUAAUAAUUAUCAGCGUGAUACCAUUGAUGGACAAAUUAACUGCGAUAUGAUGCUGGCUAGUAUGCUUCAUAAAUGUCAGGUGUGGACCAAUAUGUGUAGCCUUUGGUUAUUUCUUUGUUUUUUUUAAGUCAUCUCCACUUUUAUUUUCAUCCCAUAAGCAGCAGGCUCCUACAGAAAGAUUUCUACAAAUUUUUUUUUGGUAUUCCAGUGAAUCUCAAAUGUAUACUCCAGAUGUAUUUAUAACUAUUUCUGGAUGGUCACUAUCUCCCAGCCAAAUUUGAUAGUAUCAAGUAAGAAGUGAAAUUACUGGCCUCUUUUUACUAGUUUGCCCUCAGGAGUGGGAAAAUCCUUUUUAAAAAAUUUCGACUUUUUAUUGGAGUUUUAUAUUUUAAAUUUCAAGUAUUUUUCUACAUCAAACCUAGCAAAAACAGUGAUGACGGUUUGUGAUUUAUAUUAAACACUAGACAAUUUUAAACAAGCUGAUAAAGAAAUUGCAUAGUAUUGCAGGCUGUGCACAGCCCUUCUGUGGAGUAGUUUCUGGAAUGACUUUCCUGGAAUUGCAGUGUGGAAACUAUGCAGAUGGUCUGUAUGUCUCUCAGCUCACGGGAUAGUGGUGACCUUUUACCCUUUUCCUGUGCAAUCCAUGCCAGGGGGAGAGGCUGAGGAUGAGGUAGAAACGGUUUAAAUGUGGCACAAGCUGGCCGAACAAUGCUAAGGCCCAGCAAGGACCGACCCCCACCCCCCCAAAUCUUCGGGCAUGAGCAUCACAGAUGCAGUCAGAAGUCGCUGCCACCUUUCCUUUUUUGUUUUUUAAGGAAGGCACGGUAUCUAGGUAAGACUUUUCAUCAGCUUUCUCUGUCUGCCGGUUUUCUCCUGUAGUCCUAGAAGUGUAACUAGAAUCAUACUGCCGAAGCCAUACUCCUGAAGGUCACAAACUGCCUCUCUAACCUCCAUCCCUCCUAGAGUACACCAGCCUCUGGGACAGCGCACACUCAUACUCCAUUUGCUGAUGUUCCUGCCCCCCUCCUUCUCCUCUUUCCUCUUGUUCUGUGCCCCCCCCCCCACCGGAGCAAUGGCAGAGAAUCAGACAAUGAUGUCAGCACCAAGUCCCCCGUGUCCUAUGUGUCCUCAGGAUAAAGGUUGAUGUUUACUCUCUGGGCACUGUUGGGAGAUGGGUUUGGUCACAGUGUUAGUGGAAAGGUUAUUAACUUCGGGCACUGGAGAGCCUAGCCUCUCCUCCAUGAACCUAACUCCUGGGCAUCUAGUCUUCUUGGGAGCUGGGCACACAAGGAAAUAGCCCGCACAUAGACUCUAACAUGUUUUCCUAACAACUGUGGAGAUUGAGGGGAUGUGUGGUGAAUGUAAAAUACCUAGUUUACUUGGCAGUCUCUCGUGUAAAUUACAGUAAAACAAAGUAAAUGAAAUUGAAACAAAAAUAAAUUUGAUCACAGAAUGCUA